Messenger RNA from Tupaia belangeri chinensis (Chinese tree shrew), 2757 nucleotides. RefSeq names its product SRY-box transcription factor 5 (gene SOX5). NCBI's taxonomy places the organism in Eukaryota, Metazoa, Chordata, Mammalia, Scandentia, Tupaiidae. The transcript has 20 exons. The record is from RefSeq and is a predicted model, not a curated record. Bases 320 to 2572 code for a protein of 750 amino acids. Gene Ontology annotation, cellular component: nucleus. Gene Ontology annotation, molecular function: RNA polymerase II cis-regulatory region sequence-specific DNA binding; DNA-binding transcription factor activity, RNA polymerase II-specific. Gene Ontology annotation, biological process: positive regulation of chondrocyte differentiation; cell fate commitment; regulation of transcription by RNA polymerase II.
AAAAAUAUGCUUCUGCCCAAAAGGAGUUAGCAAUCUACUAGGCAUUCUUCUUGCUGAUGACACAAUUCCUGUUUGAAUCUGUUUACAAGAUUCUGAAGGCUGGACAAAGAGUUUUGGCAUCGCACUGGGGCCUUUCUCUGACUUCUCAAUCAACUGAGAUACUCCUGCUCUACAGAAAAGAGGUGUCAGAAACUCAACUGCCUACAGGAAUCAGGGAGAACUGCAUCGCAAGAAAUAAAUAGUAUCGAGGACAUCAGGAGUGGGAGAAAUUGAGCUGGGAGACGCGGCAGGUUCUAAAGGUGGAAACCAAGGUCACAGGAUGUCUUCCAAGCGACCAGCCUCUCCGUAUGGGGAAGCAGAUGGAGAGGUAGCCAUGGUGACAAGCAGACAGAAAGUGGAAGAAGAGGAGAGUGACGGGCUCCCAGCCUUUCACCUUCCUUUGCAUGUGAGUUUUCCCAACAAGCCUCACUCUGAGGAAUUUCAGCCAGUUUCUCUGCUGACGCAAGAGACUUGUGGCCAUAGGACUCCCACUUCUCAGCACAAUACAAUGGAAGUUGAUGGCAAUAAAGUUAUGUCUUCAUUUGCCCCACACAACUCAUCUACCUCACCUCAGAAGGCAGAAGAAGGUGGGCGACAGAGUGGCGAGUCCUUGUCUAGUACUGCCCUGGGCACUCCUGAAAGGCGCAAAGGCAGCUUGGCUGAUGUUGUUGACACCUUGAAGCAGAGGAAAAUGGAGGAGCUCAUCAAAAAUGAGCCAGAAGAAACCCCCAGUAUUGAAAAGCUACUCUCAAAGGACUGGAAAGACAAGCUUCUUGCAAUGGGAUCAGGGAACUUUGGCGAAAUAAAAGGGACUCCUGAGAGCUUAGCUGAGAAGGAAAGGCAACUCAUGGGUAUGAUCAAUCAGCUGACCAGUCUGCGAGAGCAGCUACUCGCUGCCCAUGAUGAGCAGAAGAAACUGGCUGCAUCUCAGAUUGAGAAACAACGCCAACAAAUGGAGCUGGCCAAACAGCAGCAGGAGCAGAUUGCAAGACAACAGCAGCAGCUUCUGCAGCAACAACACAAAAUCAAUUUGCUUCAGCAACAGAUCCAGGUUCAAGGUCAGCUGCCGCCAUUAAUGAUUCCCGUAUUUCCUCCCGAUCAACGGACUCUGGCUGCAGCUGCCCAGCAAGGAUUCCUCCUUCCUCCCGGCUUCAGCUAUAAGGCUGGAUGCAGUGACCCUUACCCUGUUCAGCUGAUCCCAACUACCAUGGCAGCUGCUGCUGCAGCAACACCAGGCUUAGGCCCUCUCCAACUGCAGCAGUUAUAUGCUGCCCAGCUAGCUGCAAUGCAGGUCUCUCCAGGAGGCAAGCUCCCAGGCAUACCCCAAGGCAACCUUGGUGCUGCUGUAUCUCCUACCAGCAUUCACACAGACAAGAGCACAAACAGCCCACCACCCAAAAGCAAGGAUGAAGUGGCACAGCCACUGAACCUAUCAGCUAAACCCAAGACCUCUGAUGGCAAAUCACCCACAUCACCCACCUCUCCCCAUAUGCCAGCUCUGAGAAUAAACAGUGGGGCAGGCCCCCUCAAAGCCUCUGUCCCAGCAGCAUUAGCUAGUCCUUCAGCCAGAGUUAGCACAAUAGGCUAUUUAAAUGACCACGAUGCUGUCACCAAGGCAAUCCAAGAAGCUCGGCAGAUGAAGGAGCAACUUCGGCGGGAACAGCAGGUGCUUGAUGGCAAGGUGGCUGUUGUGAAUAGUCUAGGUCUCAAUAACUGCCGGACAGAAAAGGAAAAAACAACACUGGAGAGUCUGACUCAGCAACUGGCAGUUAAACAGAAUGAAGAAGGAAAAUUUAGCCAUGCAAUGAUGGAUUUUAAUAUGAGUGGAGAUUCUGAUGGAAGUGCUGGAGUGUCAGAGUCCAGAAUCUAUAGGGAAUCCAGGGGGCGUGGUAGCAAUGAACCCCACAUAAAGCGUCCAAUGAAUGCCUUCAUGGUGUGGGCUAAAGAUGAACGGAGGAAAAUCCUUCAAGCCUUUCCGGACAUGCACAACUCCAACAUCAGCAAGAUACUGGGAUCUCGCUGGAAAGCGAUGACCAACCUAGAGAAACAGCCAUAUUACGAGGAGCAGGCCCGUCUCAGCAAGCAGCACCUGGAGAAGUACCCUGACUACAAGUACAAGCCCAGGCCGAAGCGCACCUGCCUUGUAGACGGCAAAAAGCUGCGCAUUGGGGAGUACAAGGCAAUCAUGCGGAACAGGCGGCAGGAGAUGCGGCAAUACUUCAACGUUGGGCAACAAGCACAGAUCCCCAUCGCCACUGCUGGUGUUGUGUACCCUGGAGCCAUCGCCAUGGCCGGAAUGCCCUCCCCUCACCUGCCCUCUGAGCACUCAAGCGUGUCUAGCAGCCCAGAGCCUGGGAUGCCCGUUAUUCAGAGCACUUACGGCGUGAAAGGAGAGGAGCCCCAUAUCAAAGAAGAGAUACAGGCUGAGGACAUCAAUGGAGAAAUUUAUGAUGAGUACGAUGAGGAAGAAGAUGAUCCAGAUGUAGAUUAUGGGAGUGACAGUGAAAACCAUAUUGCAGGACAAGCCAACUGAUAAGGGUCAAAGAUUGUUGUGACCUUAGGACUUAAAGAAGCCCUAGCUGGUUCAUCCUUACCAGUGGCCAAGCACAUUAACUUUCUCAUACACUGACUGUUACUUUAACUUAGUCUUAAAUAGUUGGGACAUCAGCUGACUAAUAGACCUCAGCCUCCAAAGGCUUGGAAAGGAAAAAAAAAAAA